Molecule: messenger RNA, 2252 nt
Organism: Mercenaria mercenaria
Lineage: Eukaryota; Metazoa; Mollusca; Bivalvia; Venerida; Veneridae
Exons: 7
Coding region: 605-1978 (457 amino acids)
Source: RefSeq, a predicted model, not a curated record
UGGUCAUUACCAACAUGACUUUAAUGUACGCCAGUUGUCGUAUUUACCAUCCAUAUAUAGUGUCUGUGUCAGUUUAGUGUAAGAUAUCUAGUUAGUAAAUGGGACAAAUGAACAACCAUCUGAUGACCAUCUUAAAGUGAGUUAAAGUAUAACAGGAUGUAAUUGUGUGAGAGUUAGGCUAUAUCUUGCUACAUCUUAUCAGAUGGAAAGUAAUGUUUUUGACUGAAAUGAAGUGCUACUUGAAAUAUUUGUAUAUCAACAUCUUCUAACAUGUGAAUCACAUUCGCUGGGAAACACUGGUGUAAAAAUUCUCAUUUGAAAUCAUUUGUGAUUUUUACGUAGAGUUUUACAGUAUAAAUACUGAAUGUAAUAGACAACUGACUAACAUACAAAAUACAACAGGACAUCUGAUGGAGAAGAUGAUAUAUAUCGAAGUAUAUAUAUAGGGAAAACAACACAUUCACUGACCAAUAAUAAGUUCGGUAGAAACACAUAUACACAGAUUUUUAGAGAUAGAAAAAACAACAUAUUUUAUGUUACAAGAAGAGAUUAAGGAUUUAUAUUAAUAGAUAAAGAAAUUCAACAAAAGGCAACCUUACAGAAAAUGAAGGCUACAGGCUUCUUACUGGUGCUGGCACCACUAGUGUUGUGUACAGGCACUGCAGCUAGACAUGAGGACAGUGAGGGGGGCUUUUGCGGGGUUGAAUCUGUGGAGACAGAAACUCUUCUUAAUUUACAAAGUGUGAUCAAUGGCUGUUUUGGUGAUUCAUUUGGCGGAGCUGUCCCAAACAUCAACUUUUGUUAUGCUGAUGGAAGAAUUAAUUGUCCAGCUAUAAAGAAAGUUCUGAAAAUUAUUCCAAGUUGCAAUUACUGUGAUAAUACAGCCAGAGACACAGAAAAGUGCUACUUUCAGCAAAAGACUCAAACCCAAUGCUCCAUUAACCAUUUCAUUAGCAAACUUAAAUGUGUGAAGGAAUUUGGAAAAUGUAAGCACAAAAUACUCUCUCACGAUGGUUUUCGUGAAGUCACAACAAUUGAACCCACAACCAUUGAUUCACAAGAGGAAAUUUCCACACCUGUUACAGAAUUUGCUAAAUAUGGCUAUGACAGAGACAAAGGGAAACCAGACCGUAGACGUGACCAUGACUGUGCGCCGUGUGAUUGCAGUCAGUCUGAGAAGAAAGCUGGAGUUUCAGUGGGUGUGACAGUGGGACUGCUGUUUCUGGGUGUGGUCAUUGGUGCAAUAGUGACAGCAGUAAUCUGUAUCUGUGUUCCAUCUCUACAUAGCAGGACAAGCAUAUUGGGAGGAAAAAUGAGGAAAGGUUUCAAGAAAUCAACAUCCAGGGAGGACAAAUAUCAAGCACAAGAAAAUAUAGACCCAUCUGUGACAGAUAACACACUCCCAGUUGAAACAACCAUCAAUUACCCUGUUGUUCCUUCAGCCCCAGCUGCUCCAGCUGCUUCCAAUCAGACUAGAUACCACACUCUAGGUGGAAUGUCAAAUAACAGAGACUCUCAUAUGUAUUCUGGGCUACAGCCUGAGUCUCCUGAAUACUUUGAGCCAAUAGGAGACAGUGACAAGUACCAGUCUCCAGAGAAUCAGCCAAUGAAAGGUCCUAAAACAGUUAUGUCACCAGUUUACCAAGAAUUCACUGACAAUGUUAUUUCAAGUGCAGGGAAUAAUCAUUCAAAGCAUAGUGCUAACAACGACAAUCAAAAUUCUGUAUCACAAAAUCAGCCAAUCAGAAGCACUGACACAAAUGCUGAUGCAACCAAUCAUAAUUAUUUUGUCUUAGAGCCACAGAAUAAGGCUAACAAUUCAAAUCUUCCAGCCAAUGAAAGGCCAGUAUCAGACCAUCAGUACUUUGUUCUGGAAGAACAGAAGGGACAGCAAGCAUCAGAUUAUAGUGAAAUUCCAAGUGAAACUGAUAAAAAUUAUCAUGAUUAUUUUGUGCUGGAAAAAGAGCAAAAGGAAUGAAAAAUUCAUUAAAACCAUAAUGUUUUGAGAUAUACAUGUUGACGUGCUGCUAGGCAGCUGUCAAAUUAUUUUAUGGCAAAAUCAAAUUCACUGCAGACAGUGUUAACAUUGCACAUGUUUUCAGCUGUAUAAAAUACUAGUCCAAGUGUCCAAAAGACUUGCAAGCAGUUGUUUUAUCUUAUAGAUUAUGCUUAGUAAAAUCAGCAUUAUCUGACAAUAUGUGAAAUCAAAACUUAAAUGACAAAGUCUCCAAUAAAAAAUACACUCACUGAAA